Molecule: messenger RNA, 928 nt
Organism: Aaosphaeria arxii CBS 175.79
Lineage: Eukaryota; Fungi; Ascomycota; Dothideomycetes; Pleosporales
Exons: 1
Coding region: 133-708 (191 amino acids)
Source: RefSeq, a predicted model, not a curated record
GCGGAAUAAUAGACUAGGGAAAACCACAGUCGAUGGACUGACUGACUGAAAACGGGGGAGUGAGUGGCAUGAGGCAGGCCGGACAUGGACGGAACUGAACGAGGUUUUUCGGAGGAGAAAGGAGGGUAGAGGAUGGAGGGAAACCCUCGCAUGCGUGUGUCGAUUGCGUGUCUGCCUGCCUGUCUGUGUGUCUCUGUGUGUGUAACAUUAUGCUAUUUGAAUUUUCCAUCCAUCACCAUCACUAUCGUUGCUGUCUACUGUGAUUUGCGCUUGCUCGCCCUUUACGUGAGCGACCUCAGGAGUCGUGAAUAUCUACAUAACGUACCUCACGAAUCUCAUUCACCAUCCAUCAUCCUAUCACGAUCCCGACCUCUUACCCAAGGUUUCCCCAAUCUUCCAUCUCACAACCCUCACACCUCACAUCCCUCGCUUAGGUCUCUGAAAGCUAUGGCAUACUGCCUGACAAGACCUGACAACCCCAGCCCACCACCCUCACGUCGAACUCCGCACAACUCCACUCGCCCACGGAGAAAAACAAUAAGAGAGAAAACACCCCGUACGUUUCAAAACUCCCCAGGCAAACAUCGCCAUCAGCAAAGCAAACAAACAAAACAAACAAACCCCCACUGCACCCUCGCACGAGAAGGGAAACCGACUCACCCAUUCACCCAAAAAGAAACGAAGAGGAUCUGUAAGGUAGGGACAUAGAGCGCACGUGCAGCUUACACACACUUCUCCGUCGUUCCUACGAUCACGAAAAGCGGGAUCUGACCGGUGUUGUGGGGUUGGGGUCAACGAUGUUCUAGAUGGGCGGAUGGAUGGGGUUGACGGAGUGGCUGACAUGUUCGUGUAGACUUACGCCAAGGUAAGGUUGGUAGGGUUGGUAUGGUUGGUACCUGCAUGUGAGGCUCAGGGGUGUGUGGCUUGU